GCUUUCAAUCCAGUCUAUCGUGGCGGGAUGGGACUUCCUUCCAUCUUGGUUCAGAUUCUUUAGUAAGAAGCCGGCUAAACGAGUGAGUUUAUAUAGAAAAGAAAAAUUUAACAAUAAAUAGCUUAGUUCACAAAGUUGCGAUGCAUUAGCUGGAAAUACGAGAAUAUAAAAUUUAUCCCGGAAUGAAUUAGGUAUGAUGCAUUUAAGUGUAGGCUUUAUCCAUUCUUACUAGUCUAGUAUGAGGGAAUGACGAGUACCACCUAUAGGAAUCUCAUUAUGAAAAUAUACAAUUUAAUUGAAAACUUUGAAGAUUAUGAUAUGUAGUUAUGCUGAUAAAUUUUUCUAGAAUAGCGAAAUUGUUCUUUGAACAAGUUUGUAACGAAGGAAGCAGAGCUUAUGCGCGACAGUUUGUAAAUAAUAAAGUGCUUUAUAAGACGAUGGCCGUGUCUAGUCGAGCUGUAGUUUACUCUGAUGUUAAUUCCCAUAAACCAAGAGAAUAUUGGGACUACGAAAGUUAUGUUGUCGAUUGGGGCCAGCAAGAUGAUUAUCAAUUGGUAAGAAAGCUAGGUAGAGGAAAAUAUAGUGAAGUAUUUGAAGCUAUCAAUGUAACAAAUAAUGAAAAAUGUGUAGUAAAAAUAUUAAAGCCUGUAAAAAAGAAGAAAAUUAAAAGAGAAAUAAAAAUUUUAGAAAAUUUGAGGGGAGGUACAAACAUUAUAACCUUAGAAGCUGUUGUUAAAGAUCCUGUAUCUAGGACUCCUGCUUUAAUAUUUGAACAUGUGAAUAAUACUGAUUUUAAGCAGCUUUAUCAAACUCUUACUGAUUUUGACAUUCGUUAUUACUUGUAUGAAUUACUUAAAGCUUUGGAUUACUGUCACAGUAUGGGUAUUAUGCAUAGGGAUGUGAAACCACAUAAUGUGAUGAUAGAUCAUGAAAAUAGAAAAUUGCGACUAAUAGAUUGGGGUUUAGCAGAAUUUUAUCACCCUGGACAAGAAUAUAAUGUUAGGGUAGCUUCGAGGUAUUUUAAGGGUCCUGAACUUUUAGUAGACUAUCAGAUGUAUGACUAUUCCCUAGAUAUGUGGUCUUUGGGUUGUAUGUUAGCAUCAAUGAUUUUCAGAAAGGAACCAUUUUUCCAUGGUCAUGAUAAUUAUGACCAAUUAGUUCGUAUAGUAAAAGUUCUAGGAACAGAAGAGCUCUUUGAAUAUCUGGAUAAAUAUCAUAUAGACUUAGACCCUAGAUUCAAUGACAUUUUAGGAAGACAUUCGCGAAAGAGAUGGGAGCGUUUUGUUCAUAGCGAAAACCAGCAUUUAGUAUCACCAGAAGCGCUAGAUUUUUUGGAUAAACUUUUACGUUAUGAUCAUUUAGAACGCCUUACUGCCCGAGAUGCAAUGGAUCACUCGUAUUUCUAUCCUGUGGUGAAAGAGCAGUGCAGAAUGCUGUCAACAGUGUCGUCAUCACCAACUCCACUAACAGGUGUUGGCGAAUAGCAUGCAAAUAAUAAGUGAAAAAUCCCUAUCAUUUCAUGUGCUGUCAUAUUUGCCAUACACCAUUCAGUAACUUUUUCCAAACUUGAUAUGAUUUUCUCUAUUUGGUCGUGAUGUUACACAGGUAUUUCCAUUUUGUAUAAAACUGAGUAAAAAAACUUUGUUUUCUAUAUAUAUUUUUUGAGAAUAAUUUCAAAUGACUGGCGUUUUGUGCGUUGUUUUGAAUUUUCUCAAAUUUCUGGUUCCAGAAAAAAUAAACUAAGGUUAGAAAAUAGUUGUUACCAUUUUACUAACGAAAGUUAUUUGAAAUUGUCAUUUCCUCUGGGUAUUAAUUGUUUAAAGGAUUGUAUAAAUAUUAUUUACUUGAACUUUUUAAGUACACAGAUGUAAGAAUUAUUAGCAGCUAAAAUUCCAAUUAAUAUGUACCUUUAAUGCAUUUAUACUGACACAGGAAAAACGUUAAUCAAACGUUCGUUGAACCAUUUAUUCAUUCAAUUAUUUUUUGUAUAUAUGUAGCUUUAUUUUCAAAGGCAAACUUGUUUAAUUUGGUAACUGAAAAUAAUGUUUCUUGAGAAUCUAUGCAUAUAUACAAAAUUAAUUUAAAAUAUUUUUAGUUUCCAUCUCAAUUAGUAUUAUGUUAUUGAAAAAGCCACAUAUACAAUUUCAAAUAAUUGUGAUAACCUCAGUACUUCAAUUAAUUUACUAAGCCCAAGCCAAAUAAAGUAAAAUUUGAUAAAAAGUUCAUAACUUAGCAUCCACUCUUUCUAAAUUUUUUAUUUGGAAAUUUUUAUUUAGAUCAGGGGUCUUCAAACUACAAACCGCAGGCCAGAUCUGGUCCGCCAGUGCCAUCAAUACGACUCGCGACAGAUUAAGACUGUCAUCAAUCUGGCCAGUGACAGCCAAUGUUUUACUGCUGUUAUUAAGUUUAAUAGAAGAGAAUGAAAUAACAGACUGACAAUUACUCGGUUUUAUUUACUUGCAAGGUAAAACUUUGAUGACACAGAAAACUCAAUUAAAGUAUCUAAGCUUAAGUAUAUUUAUAACUUACAAAUAUGAAAUUAGUCUCAACUAAUAAAUCAAAAACAAAAAAAAACUAAUGAUAUUCAUUUUACUUGUACCAAUUAUUUAAAGAGAUUUAAGAUGCUUAUCGGUCAAUUUAGAUCUCUCAACGUUCUUUGUGCACUUCAUAUUGUAAAACAUUUUCUCACAAGUACGCAGUACCAAACACAGAAAACAACCCACGAGCAAACAUAUGCAAAUUCUUAAAUUGUACCAGGGAAAGACUUAUAAAAUUCCAACGAUGAAUUCUGAUAUUUGUUCUUAAACAUAUCACUGCUCUGCAAUUCAAUAAUUUCCAUUUGGAGUUCCAGAGUCAAGGUUUCAAUGUCACAAACAAAAGGAUUUUAAAAAAGCUUUCAUUCGCCAUUACAUCAAAGUCUGAGAAACACUCAACUGCAAAAUAGACGGGAAAAUCAGUCUCAGUAGUGUGGCUGAAUGUUUCACAUGUUUUUAAAUGUGUGAAACAUUUUUUACGUAAUAGCGAUUAAAAUAGUAUUAUUUUCUGUUUGAACAAUUUUUGACAAGGCUAUCUGCUUCCUCAUUACUUGAUAUACCCUGGUGGCGGAGCAGCUAGUGACUUUAGAAUGUGAUCACACUCCCACGCUAGCCAGGUCGUACCCCCUCAUUACCUUUCAGGGCCGCUUGACUAUCGGAGAGAAUGUAAGUGGUCUGUUUAACGAGGUUUUCAUCCAAACAAUUCUGAGAACAUGUGUAUUGGUAGCAGCUGUACCUGAAAAGUGGCGAACUUUCAUUUUGGGCCAAAAAUAUAACUCCUUGCGCUCGAUCCCCACCAACUGUAUUCUACAGAGAUGCAUUUCAAGUUUGCAGAAAAUUUUUACGAGCCAAUGAUGGACGGUCAUUUAUUACCACUUCGAAUAGACAUCAAUAUCUUCUUAUGCUAUGCAUUUGGUUUAUUUGUGUAUAAACAGAGAGAAGCUUAUUUUAUCCUUACAACCUCAAAUUCAGUUCAUUCAAAUGAUUUGUCAAAUCGACAUAGAAUGCUAAUUUCCACAGCCAUUCACUAUUUUCUAAAUCGGCACAAAGGCGAUGCUUCUCAUUCAAAAAAAUUUCGGUCUCUGCUCGAAGUUCAAAAAAGCGCAGUAGUAUGAUAUGGCAAAUCAUUUUCUAUAAUAUCUUCAAUAAACUUGCUGGAUUAUUUAGCCCUGUGGAUCUGAUGACUGAUAUGACUGGUUUUAGAACUUGAGACAAAUCCAAACAUUUUUACCACACAUAUUUUUGACUCCAUCGGUGGUGAUAGAUUUCAAGAAAAAAAUGUUUGUCCUUGGAACAUGCUGAAAAAAUUAUUCUGGCCCGGAGGCUUCAUAGUUUGGAGACCCCUGAUCUAGAUCAAGUAAAAUAAUAUGAACAAAUAGGGCAUGAGAAUAUGUAAAACAGUUCCUAUUUUUGAUAUUAAAAAUUGUGAUUUACAAUUGGGGGGAAUUUGAUGAGUGAUCUGUUACUAUCAUUCUCUCUUCAAAAUAUCACAUCUUGAAUUUACGUUGCAACAAACUGAAAUUCAAAUCAAUGUUCGUACAUCUUUUUUCAAAGAUCAUAAAUACUUGCUUAGUCAAAAGCCAUUUUGAUAAAUACAAAGAUUGACAAAAACAUAACUUAAUAUGUGAAAAUUAUUUUAUUGUACAGGAUUGAGUUAUAAAUUGAACUUUUUCUCUCCAAAUAUAAUUUUUUACCUAAUGACCUGAGGUUUUAAAAAAUUUAUAUGCUGAGUCUCAAGUACAUCAUUAUUUGUAAUAUUUUUUUGUAUUCAACGAAUUUUUUCAGUUGGGAAGAAUGGUUUUUCUGAUUUAGCUAGUCUGUAACUAUUUUCUAUUGAUUUCUAUACAAUAUUUGAAGGCAAUUUACACCUAAAAAACCAUUUAGUUUCAUAAUGAUUAUUCAUUUUUGAGUGAAAGAAAAUUUGCUAUUAUAUGUAAUUGCUUUCUGUAAAUUAUAUUUAGGGUGUUAUUAAUAUUUUAUAGGUUAUAAUGUAAAAUUUGUAAGUAGUGGAAUUAUUUCUUAUUGACAAUAAAAUUUUAAUUAUUAAAAACGUUAUCUUCAUAUAGACUGGAAUUUCUUGAUUAUUCAAAACCAAAAACAAAUAUUACUUAUGACUCGCAAAAGUUGUGUAAUACUAAUAAUGUGAAUUUAGAAUUUUACUUUUAUCUAAUGAAACAAAAGUUUUGUUGAAAAUUUCAGAAUUACCAGCGUUAUUGAUAAAUGCUUCAAGAUACGAUUCCACUAGUGAAAUUAAAACAUUCAAAUAAAAAAAAUGUUAACCACAACUUUAGAAGAUCUAAUUUAUAUUAUUAUUGCAGACGGUCGAAAAGAUUCGUAUCAAUGUGGCUUCAAUACCAAUACUCUUCUUACACAAAUGAACCCACUGCAUUGGGAUUAGGUCUACAUGAACACUCACAAUUACAUUUUCUCGUCAUUUCCGGAUAUGAACCAGCGACCUAUGUUAUGAUAGAUGUAGAAAUUCUGAGACACAAAUUAAUUACAAAAACUGAAGCUAAACAAACCUACUUGCUUAAACAUUGGGAUUUAGACAAAAGGAAACAAAUAUUAAAAUUUUUUCAACAAAAGAAUCAUCAUAAUCCUCGAUUGGAGAUAUGAAAUUAUAUUUAUUAUUGCAAAUAGACAAGAGGGCGUUAGAAGAAGUCUGGGGUUCAGAGGAGAAGCUUGAGAGAAUAAAAAAAGUUUUAGCCAAAUCUAAGAAGUAUGAGAAGCAGUUGAAGGAACUAAGAAAAAUUAUGAGAAGCAGUUUGUACAAUAGAACUACAGCAGCCUCAUACACUCAUGAAUAUGAUAAAGAAACUUGUAAUGAAGAUGAUGAUACUUAUAGAAAAUGUCUCACUUGCUCAUAUGCCUCAAUUACACUUAAUGUAAUUGUGGGUGUUAGUUUAAGUAGUCAACAUUCCAUAAUUACUUAUUCAUAUUUUUAUAUUCACUGGUAAAAAUUAUUUAUGAGUAUUGGAAUUGGAUGACUACUACUACAUACAUUUAGUCCAGAAUUAAUGGAAAUUUAAAAAUAACUUGAAGGUAUGAAACUUUAAAAUGGGAUAAUUAUAACAGUUCUCUGGGAGAUUUAGUAUAUUUAUAUCAACAUACACUAACUUUUGGUUGGAAACUCGUCCCCAGUUACUAAUCAAUAAUGUACUUGAUUUUAAGAGGAAAUCAAGACUAUAUGUUAUGAUGUUGAUUUCAAACUAUAUAUUUAGUCCAAAUUAGCUUAUGUUGUCUGUGAUCACAACUUGUCUGACCAAUUUGUAUAUGUUACGGUUAAAACGCAUUUUUCCUUAGAACUCGUUUUUCCUACUUAAAACUAGUUAUUACUUAAUGCGUUUGUUAAAACUAGAAAUACCCAGUUAAAACUGGAAUUUACUACUGAUACAUUUGAUUUUCAGAUAAAACUAGUCGUCACAUCGAGCUGUAAUUAAAACUAGCACUAUAAAAACUAAUUUGGGAUUGAAAACAAGAUAUAUUUUUAAACAUAUUUAUUGAAAAGAUCUUAGACACUGAGAACCAAAUAAUAAUCUAACACUAAGGGAACAUUGACUUUAAUUAGUUGCCAAGAUAACAAUAUUAAUUAUAAGUAUAUAUAUAAAAUAAUCCAAUAAACACAACCAUAAAAUUUCAAAAAGAAAAA
Molecule: messenger RNA, 6183 nt
Organism: Diorhabda sublineata
Lineage: Eukaryota; Metazoa; Arthropoda; Insecta; Coleoptera; Chrysomelidae
Gene: CkIIalpha
Product: casein kinase II subunit alpha
Exons: 6
Coding region: 327-1484 (385 amino acids)
Biological process (GO): protein phosphorylation
Cellular component (GO): cytosol; protein kinase CK2 complex; nucleus
Molecular function (GO): ATP binding; protein serine/threonine kinase activity
Source: RefSeq, a predicted model, not a curated record